AUGGAUACCAAUGCGUCGCGAUGCGGUGACUUCAGGGCCUUUGGAAUAGAAAGAAUAUCGUAUAGCGUGCCCGACUCCUUCUUCCCGUUGGAAGACGCGACCACGUCUUCGACAACGAUAAACGGCUCGGACCCUUCAGCUCAAACAUGGUCAAAUCAUUUCGAGGGUCCUCGCGUACAAACACAGCUCCGUGCCUGGUCACGCGUCGAGUGGCCGUCCCUGGUGGCUCGCAACUUCUCUGGCAUAAUCAUGAAGCGCGUUGGCUUUCCGCUACCGUGUGACACGGACGCACCGACAAUAACGCAGCUUGUGUCACCAAACAAUAUUGACAUAAAUGUGCUGGCCGAAGAUGGCAUGCCAACGCGCCGCGUCGUCCGUCGCCUGAAUUCCUACCGAGGGUCCGACGAGGAGUGCUGGAUGACGGGGCAGCCCCUGUCGAGCUUGGAGAUGAUGGGCAUCAAGAUGCGCGCAAUAUCUGAUGUCGCCCAUUGCCUGAGGAUCUACUCAACGUGUACGACGCGAGCUGAAACGCGACAGCGGCGAGCCGGCCACUACGUCCAGACGAUCCCUGUCAAGCGACGAGCGAGGACAGUGCCCGGCGCCGGAAACAAGCUUCGCACAUAUACAGAAAUCUCGCAACUGCCCAGAGUCUCGCCUGAAUUCCGCGUGCCCGCGCGACGAUUAAGCCCCCUGCCUCGCCGAAAAGCUACGAGCUCUGCCUUGUCGCCUAUUGCGCUCUUCACACCGCAUCAAGAGCCCGUCACCCCAGCCGCUGUUAUGGAGCCGCCUCCUUGCAUGUCCGACGCCAAGUCCCCAACGAAGAGAAGCCCUCGACAUAAGAGCCCGCCCAUAAAAAACGAGGGACCGCGCAUCAGUGAACCGGCAGUCAAACUGCUGCCCGCGGCCACGCCGAAGAUUGAGCCGUCGCCGAUCAAGCCCGCGUCACCUCCUCCUGCAACGCCAUUAGGCGAAAACCGAAGCUUGCGCGGUGGUUUCGCAACCCCGUCAACACUUCCCAGGGCUGCGCCUUUUGGCACUGCAUUUGCCGGUAUGCAGCGCCUUUCCGCCCUUCGACCCAGCGGUGCAGCGUCCUCUUUCUCGCCUACAAAAGUCCUUGCCACGCCUUGUCCGGCUCACCAUAGCAUUGGGUCAAGCCGCCAGCCAUCUCUGGAGAAGCCCAUGCUUCCUGUUAUGGAAACGCCUCGGCGACCCGCUGCUGCAGAGCCUAUGACGCCGCGCAUCUUUAGCGACAUCUCGUACAUAACCGCUGAUGUGCCAAGUCCGAUUGCGUUCGUGUCGACAUUGUUCGCGGAGAGCCCCGCAAAGCAGCCGGUUCGGUUGCAAGCUGGUACACCACAGAAGCCAGGCAACUUUGACUUUGGCACGGCCUCCCCAGCGUUCAACUCCGUUACGUGGCUGAAUGAUACAGAAGCGACGCCACGAAUUGUCGCAAGCUUGAAGAAGAAGAGCUCUCGACGUCAAAGCGAGCCUCUUCUCCGUGGCUGUCUAAAGGCGCAAAAUCGCAGACAGACGAUGUCGCCGCAAAAGCUUGUGUUCAAGGCUGAUCAGACAUUUAGUCCAUCAAAAGGCUCGCCGGUGAAUUGCAGACAAACAAUCUCCCAUGUGAAGCUGAUGCCCGAGAUUGAGCGGGCAUUUACCGGGUCAAGCAGUCUGUUUUCCCCGGUCAAGAAGGCUGCUCAACCUCAGGCGUCUACUGCAGUAAAGUCUGCAUCGCCUAGGAUAGCUCGGUCACAACGGCCUCGUCGGAGUUGGGACAACAAGUCGUCCAUUGGCAGACGGCGCUCUGCCAAUGAGGUGGUCAACAUUGACAUGCGCCAGAACUCCGAUAUUUUCGGAACCAUGGCGGUAUCUUAUGGCGUGUCCCCUGUCUUGGGUGCAGCACUCCCGAGCAUCGUUGAAAGCGGCUCUGAAAUGGAAAGCCAUAAAGAGCUCGCUGAACCGAAGCUUUUCUCUCCCUCCGUCGAGAUUGAGUCUCGCGAAGGCGUUGAGGAAAAGCGCUCUGUUCAGAUCCCGGCCGAACUCGAGAAAGCAGCAGUUCAGAACGCCCCGGUUUCAAUGUCCGCGAAUGGCCCAGUCGAUGGACCGGACGUUUCUCAAAGCUUGCCCAUUAUUGAUUCUCCUGUUAUUUCUAUUGAAGAGCACAAGGAAGUUUCCGAUGCUGAGCCUAGUGUUAUUGCACAAAGCCCGAGCCCGGCCACUUUGGCUUCUACUUCUGCCUCACCGAGCGAACAGAAACUAAGCCCUAGCCCGACGCUGAAUCUGUCAUUCACUCCUGUUAACAGCAGAAGUCCGAGUACAGUGGAAGCAAGUGUGCAGGGAGAAGAGUCUAUUCCGGAGAGCCCCCCUACAGUUACAACAGAGAUUGUGGAAACUGUCACGGCCUCAUCCCACGACUACGAUAGCCCUGGACGCGACUACAUGCGGGAGUUUAUUAGACGCUCACGACCAAAGCGUCCUUCGACUACUGAGGCCGGGUCUCCAGUUGGUGUGCAGGGUAAGCGCCAGCCACUGGGUGCUAAGAGUCCCAAUACUGAAAGCCCGACCAAGAACAAGCGGAAACAUGAGAAGGACCAUGAUCAGCAUGAGUCACCACUCAAGAGGACCUUGGCCGCAUCGCCCAAGACGAUGCGACGCUACGCCAAGAAUUCCGUCAACAAGGCUCCGAGAGCAGGCGAAGUCGAGGAGGAGCAGACUGAGACCCUGGAUGUUCAGCCAACAACCGAAUCAGCUAUUGCUGAUGAGGAGGAUGACACUGGGUCAGACAGCACAUCUCGACGCUCCUCUCGGCUGCGAAAUCAGACACGUCUGCCGUCCGCCAAGUCGGCCAUACCCACACCGAUCAAGAUUGGGCGGACGAGUGGCCCGACGCUGAAUUCUGCGGUUCGCAGCGUGCAGCAGGACCUGACGAACCAGACUCGGAUGAACACGCGCAAGAACAAGGGCAACGCCGAGUACCCUGCCCAAUUCCUCGCUAAGCAGUCGGAAGAGGCACAGGCCGUACCGGAGCCAGAGCCCGCGGAGCGCGAAUCUUGGACUGACAAGGACGGGCGCAAGUGUGUCAACUGGAGUAACCCUCUAGCGAUGUACCAGGAGGACUCCCGGAAAGAGGAGAAGGAGAAGUCAAAGAAGGCUAAGCCAUCUAAGCCCAAGACGGUGCAGAUGAGCGGCAUCGCAAAGCCGGUGACACGGGCCAAGACGACGGCGGACAAGGCGCGAACCGCGCGGCUGGCCGAACACUUUGGCAUGGUGUCCAACGGGACGCCGGCGAAACCACAGCGGUCUACUCGAUCGCGCAUGAGAAUCUGA
This is a messenger RNA of Cordyceps fumosorosea ARSEF 2679, 3327 nucleotides long. RefSeq lists its product as hypothetical. The transcript has 3 exons. NCBI's taxonomy places the organism in Eukaryota, Fungi, Ascomycota, Sordariomycetes, Hypocreales, Cordycipitaceae. The coding region runs from base 1 to 3327 and encodes 1108 amino acids. The record is from RefSeq and is a predicted model, not a curated record.